Mastomys coucha (southern multimammate mouse) is the source of this 507-nucleotide messenger RNA. It is a transcript of the gene Sfta2, whose product is annotated as surfactant associated 2. The transcript is spliced from 3 exons. The record is from RefSeq and is a predicted model, not a curated record. The coding region runs from base 163 to 396 and encodes 77 amino acids. NCBI's taxonomy places the organism in Eukaryota, Metazoa, Chordata, Mammalia, Rodentia, Muridae.
UGAGUGGCCCUCUCCAGGGUCAUGGGAACUGCUCUGGGGAAACUAGAAAAUCCAGUUGCCAUGUUCUCUCGGUGCCCCCAACACUGGUGCUGAGGACCCAGGCAGGGUAAAGAGAGUCCAUUUCCACAUCUCUUCCGGUACCGGAGAAGUGAGGUGGCCACUAUGGAGUCUUGGACGCGCCUCUUCUUCCUCCUGGCCCUCCUCAGCAGCUCACACGCAGGGCCAAAGGUGACUUUGCAAGUAAAGCUGACCGAGGCUUUUCGGGCCAAGGCCUCCCAAGACUCCAGCGCUCUGGACAUGCUCCAAAAGAUCUGCCUUCUCCUCCAGCUCCCAGCAGGGACCAAUGUCACCCUUCAUCAUAAAGGACCGCCACACCACCUCACCUGCAGAGCCUGAGAGCAGCUGAAGCCUGGGGGGGCCGAGAGCAAUCAGCUUUUGGGGGGCGAGCAUGCCUUGACCUAGCAGGCCCUUGCCCUGCUGCAGGCUAAUAAACGUGGAAUUCAGUGA